AUGUCCAUUUUUCCCAUCAAGCCAAACUACAUUAAAAAUUUUCAAGUCUCAAAUCUUCUCUCCAUUUGAUCAGAAAUCCCAAAACAGAUCCCCGAUUAGAAACCCGGUAGAAGACAAAGAUGAGCGUCAUCGAACUUCUGACGGGAGUCGAGGCUAUCUGCAACAAGUACGACUGAUACGACAUCGACAAGUAGAAGGACUCUAACAUCUCCGACAACGAUGUCUUCGCUCGCCUCGAUCUACUCCAUCGUUGAAUCAGACAUUGAAGUUGUUCUUCAGCUUCCGAUCAUUGAGAUUAAUCUGCAAUUCAUAACAUUUACGCAUGUUACUAUGGAGUCCAAUAAGUACGAAUGUGUUCGGGCGCAGAAUAGUAUUGUGAUUAUUGAUAUGAGUGUGCCGAAUCAAUGCUCACUCUGUACUUAUGAAUCCAAACUCCCAAAUCCUUGCUUUGAAAGCUCAAGUGCAGGGAACUAAUUAGGACCACCUUAAAAAUGUUGACAUUGAGAUGAAAGCAAAACUGAAAUCACACCUUAUGCUUGAGCAUGUAGGUGGCCGAUGUCUUCUGCAGCAACAUGUGCACUACUUCCCCUUGUGCUCCUUCUUGGUAGCUUUGUCUCAACAUCAACAACAUCACCAGCAGCAUCUGGGUUGCCCAGGUCUACAGUCUUCUUCAGCAACAGGCGCACUAAUUGUCCUCCUGCUUUUUUUUUUGUUCUUUCUUUGUCUUACCAUCAACAUUACAAGCAAUAGUAGCAACAUCUAGCUGAUCCCACACAUCUUCCUCCCGGCUCAAAGGUAUAUGCUGAAUUCAAGUUGCGCUUUGGGAAUUGAGGUUUCUAUAAGCAUCGUAACUGGUUCAAUGUCUGCAACUAUGAAGAAGGUUCAGCAAAUUUCAGUUCACUUAAAAUUAUCAGACAGCCUGGAUUUUUUUGCUUGGUGAUACUUGCAUUUUUGAAGACAGAGUUACUGUCCGUGCAGUUGUUAAUGCUAUUUAAUCUUGUAAUUCUUGUUUAAUCUUCGUUACAGUGUAAUUUCAUGCCUUAAUCAAAUUGCAUUAUCAGAAUAAAGGGUUGCAGACUAUUGUCCAAUGUCCAUUUGACAAAGAUUAACAAAAGAUCUGAAAGCCUGAUUUUUCGGUUGAUGAUA
Molecule: messenger RNA, 1146 nt
Organism: Rosa chinensis
Lineage: Eukaryota; Viridiplantae; Streptophyta; Magnoliopsida; Rosales; Rosaceae
Product: clathrin heavy chain 2
Exons: 3
Coding region: 220-474 (84 amino acids)
Biological process (GO): vesicle-mediated transport; intracellular protein transport
Cellular component (GO): clathrin coat of trans-Golgi network vesicle; clathrin coat of coated pit
Molecular function (GO): structural molecule activity
Source: RefSeq, a predicted model, not a curated record